UUCUCCCUUCUAUCUCUCCCUCUUUCACUGUAACAUCCACAACACACCUCAGUAAUAAAGCCUCAAAAGCCGAUCGAAUCGGAAUCGAAUCGAAUCGAAUGGACUCAGAUCUCGCUUUCUCUCUCUAGCAAGCAAUCCUUCGCUUCUCCGUUACUUAAUCCAUCGCUCUUCUCUUUUUCAAUGGCCACACUUCAGAAAUUCAAGCUCUUAGCCACCCAGUGCGCCGUCGCCGGCAGCCCCACUCGCAGCCCUACUACUAGCCCCGUCAUCCACCUCCGCCGCCGCAAGACCCUCCGCAUGUUCCUCAGCCGUCCCGACCGCCGCCGAUUCGCUCGCCGCGAGGACGCCCCUGUUGACCACGACGAUGUAGAUCCGGUGGAAGUGAACGAAAAGGAGGUCAGAGUUCGCCGGAAGCUCAAGGAUCUGUUCGUAUCUUCUCCUCCGCCGGUCGAUGAUGAAAAGAGGUGCCAAGAAGAAGAACGGCGAGAACGAGAGAGAUUCUCGCCGGCGAUUGCGAAUUCCGGCCUCGGCAGCCGAUUCCGAACCGGCUCGGCAUUCCGACGCGGCGGAACCACUUCUCUCAGACCGGUCUCCUCAGCGUUCCGGUAUAGAUUCCUCAAGAGAGCUUGGCGACCUGUGCUCGUCACUAUCCCUGAGUAGGCACUGCGAAAACUGUACGGAGAUAAAUAGAAAUUUUCCGGGAUUUUUUAAUUUGUUUAUUUUAUUUUUAGAGAAUGUUAAUAUAAUUUUCACGGCGAAGAGCUUGGCGACGAUAGAGACACUCAUUGGACGGUUUUGACGCCUGGCCGCCGUACCGAUGCUAACGUGCGCGGGGUUGUUGAUGAUGCUAACGUAAGCACCUGCAAAAGAAGAACGUAUUUUACCUGCGUGGAGAACGGGAGGAAAAUGUGUGGACUGUGAAAUGCCAGCCUCGUUGUUUGUACCAGUGAGAUACGCUUUUCCUCUCUACGACGUCGUUGCGUGGAACAGUUUAUAGGUUUUGAUCUUUAAAAAAUUUAAUUUUAUUUCUGGCAAAAAAAAAAAGGUAAUUUUAUAAAUAAAUCCUAACGGUUUUUGGACCGUGUUCAUCGUUUUCGA
Molecule: messenger RNA, 1098 nt
Organism: Prosopis cineraria
Lineage: Eukaryota; Viridiplantae; Streptophyta; Magnoliopsida; Fabales; Fabaceae
Exons: 1
Coding region: 181-660 (159 amino acids)
Source: RefSeq, a predicted model, not a curated record